CAAUGUGGGCUUUGCCGAAGACCGCAUAGAGGGCACAAAGGAGGCGCUCGCGAGCAGACUUUUGAGCGCUAAAAAGACAAAUGGAACACUCUACAGACUCGUAGACUUGGCGAACACGCGCAAGUCCACAUGAAGUUUGACAUUUGGGACAGGGCCACGGAAGCAGACUUUGUUUUCAAAUCAUGAGACUUUUUGCUCGGUUCUCGCGAGAUCUUGCGGAGACUUUCCACUGUACGUUAUACUACUUUCUAAGGUUAUAUCUUUAUUUAAUCUAUGUCUGGCUAACAUGUGUUUUUCUUUUGUUCUUUUGCAAAUUUUAUUGGUGAAAACGUCAGAGUUUUAUUUUGUAAAAUUGCUUUUUUAUCAUUAAUUUACGUUAUAUGUUUGCACUUUCUAAGUGUGUACCGUCAGGUUAAAAAUACUACAUGCUCACUUGGGAUCUUCACGCCUACUAGAACACUAGGGCCUAAAACAGGAAAUACGUCAUGAAAGUAGUCAAGUGGUCAAGUGCAAAGAUCGCAAGUGGGGGUAUUUGGACGCCGGCAUGGUCAACGAGCAAUAUAUGCGCGCGUGGUUUUGAAGAGGACUGCUGAUUGACAGCGCCAUCUAGAGGUAUGGAAUGAAACAAGCUUGCCAAAAAAUGUGUAAUUAUUUACAAUGGGAAUUUAAUUGCCAUUAAUAAAAUUAUUAAGAUCGACUGGUAAUGUGUGGGUUCUAUUGGAAAGAUGCUUUCCAGCACAUGGGGACCAAUUAAACCCCAUUAUUCCUAUGGGGCCAAAACUUGUAUGUGUAAAUAAAUGAAGUUUGCAAGGGCAUUAAUGGGAAACAUGGGAUGAUUCAUAAUGGUAUUUGUAAAGGAAUCUACAAGAAAUAUUUAUCCCCAGAACAACCAACCUUGACGUUUCUUGGGUAAUUGGGCAUGACGUCACACGAUUAAUAGCGCACCCAAAAGGUUGUCCUUGUCAGGUGAUGUUUAGUUUGAAUUGCACCCGCUGAUUGUCUUGGAGACUAUGGUAGUCUUCCAGGUGGCACUCGUCUAUACGAGGGGCUGAACAUGAAGGCUACCAGCAGUCUUAACUGUCUCAGACUCUGCAUAUUAUUGUGUUUGUUUGUGCUGCACAUGUCUACGCGCGAGGUAGAAAAAAUGGCCUCUCCGUCAAAUUUUGGCGUCACAUCAGCGCAAGUGCGCCAAAGUCGACAGCCGAAACAGAGGAACCAGUAUUAUAGACCUCUCGUAGAAAGCCAAACUGAAGACGAAGGUAUGCGACUCAUGUUGCACUUAUAUAGGAUAGCGGCGGAUUCAGACGGAAAGCCAAAGCAACACAAGUUAUUUGGGUCCAAUACUGUAAGGUUGCUCCAAGCUUCCGCAACUGAGAAGCACUUUCUACCAACGUCAACUGACCUUCAAUAUACCUACACUGUGAAAUAUGAACUGAAAAACCUCUCAUUGAACAAACUGGUGAAGGCGUCUUUUAUGCACCUAAGGUCUCCUGUGGCUUCCCAUCCUAUCUGUGUGGCUAAAGUGACCUCUUCACAAAAUCAUCCUGAGGGUGACUAUGUCACUAUGGGUCCUCGAAGCCUAUGGACUGAAUCUGAUGUUACAAACCACGUGUCCCAGUCGAAUGGUGACCAUGUAUCCUUCUUUGUCCAUUAUCGAUGCUCAAAAACAGACCAUGAUGCGUCUAUCGUGAGACCUGUUACACAGAGAAAACGUUUCCCACCUCAAAACCAUCUCAGAGCUCCCGUCUUGCUGCUUUUCUUGGACGAGAACAAGCAGCCCAUGGAGUAUUUCAAACCCCUUUCUCGCCCUAGUACAAGAUCCCGCCGUUCCAAGGAGCCCGGGAGCAUUGUUUCUGACAUCCCCAACUACAAGCAAGGACCGAACAGUGUGACCAAAAACCUGUGUAAGCUGCAUUCCUACCGUGUGGCCUUCAAAGACCUAGGAUGGGACCACUGGAUCAUUGCACCCCACAAGUACAAUCCACGUUACUGUAUGGGAGACUGCCCUCGUAUUCUCCAUUAUGGCUACAAUUCACCCAACCAUGCGAUCAUGCAGACUUUAAUCAGCGAUCUUGGUGUUGCAGAUAUUCCGCUACCCUCCUGCGUUCCUUAUAAAUAUAAACCGAUCAGCGUGCUGAUGAUGGAGAGGAAUGGAAACAUAGUCUAUAAAGAAUAUGAGGACAUGAUUGCAGACUCCUGCACCUGCAGAUGACUUUGGGCUCGGGUCAGAAUAGGAAAAAGGUGCGUAAGGGCAAUGUGAAUUUGUACCAGCACAGUUGGAAAACAAAAUUGCAAGUGUGUAAUGGUGUGUCUGUUUUGAUUGCCUGUUGCCUUUGCAUAACUAUCACAAAUUUUACAGUGAGUAAACGCGCCUCAAUUGUGGAGAAUCAUUGGUUUAGUCCUAUCAUGUUCUCAGUACCUGACAUUAGGCGAUUUAUAGAUCUAAAUAAGUGGUCAUGAUAAUAAUGGAUAUUAAGGUGGAAAUUAAGGUUUUGGACCUGUUAAAAUAAUUGGCUACAAUAUUCCAUUUUUUCUUUUACUGUUUGUCAGUGUAUGUUUUUGGUUUCUGUGUGGUUCUGUCUAGUGUUUGUUACGGUUAUAUCUGUUACUGUACAUAAUGUAUUUAUAAAAAGGGAUGAAAGUAGGAUUUUGAUCAUUUUGCACUUUAAAAAACAAAAAGGAAAAAAAUAUAAAGGAGGGAGGGAAAAAUUCAAUCGCUCCUGGUCUUUUGACUGUUAAGUAGAUCAGGACAGAAUUUGGACUUCAGAAUGUUGCUCUACGGUUGUGGCCUCUUAUUACAUCUUGUCCAUUUUAACUGCGGGCAGGAGGUAGGAGGAGCAGUUGACAUUUUGCACUUUCUCACUGAAUACAUGCCAUACAGUAUGUUUAUGAAACGGACACUUUCAUGGACUCAUUUUGUAGUGCGGUAAUUAAUCUAUGCACAUGAAAUACAAAGUUUUAAUGUCAUAAUGAGAGAUGA
Messenger RNA from Triplophysa dalaica, 2980 nucleotides. RefSeq names its product bone morphogenetic protein 15 (gene bmp15). The record is from RefSeq and is a predicted model, not a curated record. Gene Ontology annotation, molecular function: cytokine activity; growth factor activity. Gene Ontology annotation, cellular component: extracellular region. The transcript is spliced from 2 exons. NCBI's taxonomy places the organism in Eukaryota, Metazoa, Chordata, Actinopteri, Cypriniformes, Nemacheilidae. Bases 1055 to 2212 code for a protein of 385 amino acids. Gene Ontology annotation, biological process: SMAD protein signal transduction; BMP signaling pathway.